AUGGCGGGAGCAUCAGGACAUGGAUUAUUCAGUUCGAGCACUCGAGAAGGCCGAACGCUUGGUAAACUGGAUAAUUUGUCGGCCGACACACUCUCACUUGUAGAAAAGACUGCUUUGGUUACAGGUUCUGGCAGAGAGACUGGCAUCGGUGCCGCUAUUGCCAGAGCUUUGGCCCGGAACGGCGCGUCUGUAGCAAUUCAUUAUGUGUCGGAAGGCUCCAAGGCGCGGGCUGAGAAGGUAGCGAUUGACGUCAAUAGAGAGUUUAGCACCACAACCACCGUCGUACAAGGAGGAGUGGAAAAUUACGAUACUGCAAAGAACAUGGUUGAGCAAAUUCCGAAAGCAUUUAGCGUCGAUCACAUCGAUAUUCUCGGUAUGUCAUGGGCGGCGUGA
Messenger RNA from Talaromyces stipitatus ATCC 10500, 393 nucleotides. RefSeq names its product short-chain type dehydrogenase, putative. The record is from RefSeq and is a predicted model, not a curated record. NCBI's taxonomy places the organism in Eukaryota, Fungi, Ascomycota, Eurotiomycetes, Eurotiales, Trichocomaceae. The transcript is spliced from 2 exons. The coding region runs from base 1 to 393 and encodes 130 amino acids.